This is a messenger RNA of Spirometra erinaceieuropaei, 25463 nucleotides long. NCBI's taxonomy places the organism in Eukaryota, Metazoa, Platyhelminthes, Cestoda, Diphyllobothriidea, Diphyllobothriidae. The record is from the annotation of a GenBank genome assembly.
AUGCACGGGGAGUUAGAGGAGGAGGAGGAGGAGGAGGAGGAGGAGGAGGAGGAGUCUAGAAGAAAGGUAGAGGCUGGUAUGCCAAAGCCAGAUAGCGAAGAUAAAAUAAAGCAAGACAUGGCCAAUAGGAUCCUCAGUUCCGUUUUUAUGGGCAGUUUGGCCCCAGUGAGAUUACUGAUAAGUAAAAAGAAAUAGCCAAUGAGUACACUAAAAGUUUACACUUAAUCGGGUGAGAGUCGACAGGAUUAACGGUCCCAGUGACAUAAACCAAUACUAUUGGAGAAUUGACGUGAGGAAAUUGCGGGUUCCAGCCAAUAGGAACUUCGACCGCUGUAAGUGGCAAUUCUCUGGCUAUCUUAUUCAGAUUGGAAAAGUUUAGAGAUCCGGGAAGAUUUUUAGAAGAAGAAAAUUGGCUCUCCGGAACAGGUUUAUUUAACUGCUGACGUUUCAAAGAACUGGGUCGGCUUUUCAUUGUCAAAGCGUAAACUGCACCUAAUCGAUCAGAAAGUUAGAUAGAUAGAUAGAUAGAUAGGUAGAUAGAUAGAUAAUUUUUAUUAAAGACCCGUCGGGGUCCCAUCAAAGCAAGUUAAAAUAAAUUAAAAUAAUAACUUAAAGUGGCAAGCUGUGUUGGCCGGCCUCAUGCUGAUCGAUUUUUCUCUCUCCUCACGCUGCGUCGGCCUCUCAGGAAAUGGUUGACGGGCGUUUUUGCCUGUGCGCUUUAUGAGUCACCACUCCGUCGAGGGGAGCUGAUUGGACUUUAGUCGGGCGGUCGGUCUGGCGGUUCCUGUUCUUCCUCACCGAGUAAGCUCAGCGUCGGGCUAUCUCCGUGCUGUCUUCUUAAGUCCGGUGUGGUUGUUUGGUCCUGAGCUCUACGGUUGUGAUGACGUAGGACUUUGUAAGCUGCAGGAAGGUCCAGAUGCCUGUUGAUAGAGUGGGCAUCGGAGAACCACGCCUCGAGAGUUAGCCGUUCUAUUUUUGUGUUGCCUCGGCCUAAGAUGGUUGCCCUCUGGAGGUCAAAAGUAUGCCCCGUUUCCCCAACGUGUGUUGCUAGUUGGGAGUUAGGGUCUAACCUCCGAGUGGCCGAUUUGUGCUCUUGUAGGCGAGUUUGCAAUUUCCGCCCAGUUUCGCCCACAUAGUUGCAGUCACCCUCAUUGCAAUUUAUAUUGUAGAUGACUGCUGAGGUUUCAGCGGGUGGCAAUGGGUCUUUAGGUUGCAUCAGGCGACGUCGAAUUGUUGCUUGUGGUCUAUGGGCUAUGCCUACUCUGGUGGGUUGUAACAGUCGCGAGACCGCUUCAGAGACCCCUUUAACGUAAGGAAUGGCCCUCCAGACUUCGGGUUGCUGCUCAUUUGGCCGUUGUCUGGGCGCCCAACGUCUGCUUCUCUCGAUGAAAUGCCUGGGAUAACCAUUGGCUGCAAAUAGGUCCACAAGGUACAAUCGUUCGGCCCUUUUAUCUUCUGGUGUGCUGCAGUGUGUUUCGACUCUUUGGAAUAGAGUGCGGACACAACUACGUUUGUGAGACAGUGGAUGGUUGCUGUUGAAGUGUAGGAUCUGUCUCGUGAACUAGCACACAUUGGGCAAUCUUUGGCGCCAUCCUUCCACAACGUCGUCGGUCUCUAUGACUAGCAUCGGGGACUAGCCCGCUUGUUGGGAUUAUAAAACAGUGGCAGGAGUGUGAAGCUAGAUACUUAGUUUGGAUUUUGAAAAAUCCUAUUCCACUCCUUGAAUUCGCACCAUCUUCAACUAAUCGAGCACGCGAUACAAACUGGAAAAUGUCACCAUUCCCGAACUAGACGCCAAUUCGGCACAAGUCCGACUGUUACUAAAGUGGCACGGGAACCAAAGCGUGCGUUAAAAUACGCCAUCGGCUGCACAUACCUAUGUCGAAAUGUUGACAUCUAGAAGAUAUCGUAUUGUUACUGCGAGCACUGGUACUUAAGACAACGUUACUUUUGAAAUCAAAGAUUUGUAAAAAUUCCAACGCAGGUGAGAUUCGAACUCACGCGGGGAAACCCCAAUGGAUUAGCAGUCCAUCGCCUUAACCACUCGGCCACCGCGUCACGGCGCUUGCGUGCUUAAAAAGAUUCUGUAAAUUUCUCGCAACUGUGACUUAAUUCAUAACAUGAAGUAGCAGCAACUGUCGUCACUUCUGCGUAUAGGAAAACAAUAGUUGUUAUUUUUUAUCCACCAUCUGUCGAAAUCUCCAUCACAUUAUGCUACUUAUAGCUGUUUCAGGCGUUCAGAAUGUGAGCUCCUAGAGGGGGGGGGGGGGCGCGACCGAAAAAUCCAACAGGUAUUUUUAAACCAAGUUGUUAGUAAGGAAACUGCAAGGAAGGUGUAUCGUUGUCCAAGCUAGCGUAAUCCCUCGUUAUUUUGUUAGUCUUAAAACGGAUCCGACCUGUUCUAUUGCAACCCCCACAGCAAUUAAUGCUUUUGAAUUUGUCCUUCCAAUCUUCCUCCACGGUGGAGCCUCCGAUUGUGCUUCAUUACCGUGUCUCGGUUUGCUUCGUCUCAAAUGAUGCUCUCCACAUUAGAUUGCAUCAACGACUACUCACGGAGGCCAGUCGGUCACUCCACGCACAAACAUGGACCGGGCUGACUGCGAGGUCUUAGAGGAAUAGGUGGUUAGGUAUCUUCCAAGCCAUGGCGGCUUUCAGCGCACCGUGAUAGUUUAAAGGCGUGUGAAAUGGCCUACGGUAAGGAAUAUUUCCUGAGGGCUGACCUCUCUCUUUCCCUCUCCCAUUCACCACCCCAGUGUUCAGACUGACCAACCAUCUGAUGCUGACAUUGAGUGCAGGGGCUGACAGGACCAAAGACAGUUGCAGCAACCGCGACCCUACCCGGCUACAUGCAUUAGGUAUGAAGCAGCUUGGCAACAGCGCCAUAUAAGUACCGCACCCCUUGGGGAUCCACCACGCUCAUCUGCGAUCAUGUCUAAUUAUGGGUUCGAGAAACCGAAACUUAUUGAGAACAAAAUUUCCGCUCCAGAGAUCGCAUCUCCUCCUCAAAAAAGGAAACCAUUAUAGCGAUUAGGGCUUCGUCAUAUUCACCGUGCGGGCUAUCGCUUAGGAGAACACUACCUUGCCGUAUAGAGAAUGGGUCAGAUGUGGUUAUGUAGCCUCAGCUGAAGUAAACAAACCCCAUCCACCUGUAAUACGGCACCGGUAGUUAUAGGGGUUUUUACAGGUGGGGCUGGGGAACACACAGGCGACGAGGUCAAGUAAUUGAAUGCAAAAGAAAACCUAUUUUGCAUGCGCGGGUGCACUUUUAGGGUUGAGAAAUCGCUGCCCAUAUCCUAACCUCCAAAUUGAACCUAAUUAUUACCCCUAACCCCAACCCCAACAGUAUUCUGUCCAUCAGGUGGGACGACAUAACCUCAUCUUACCGGAGAAUGACAUUUCAACCGGCCCUUUACAGGGGCAGUAAUUGCUAGGAUCAGAUCGUUCAAGCCGUUUGUUCAGUCACAAACUUUGAUAAUAAUACGGAGAACGGAAAGGGACGCCUGAUUUUCUACCUUGUGAGUGUUGCUCUCUAGUAUAUUUAGAUCUCGUGUCCUUUAGGCAGCCCCACUUAAAAAAAGCUCAGGGAGUCCCAGCUUCAUUUUUAAUACUACCUUCAUCUAAAAACCAGUCUAAAUGGCCGAAAUAGGAAGAAUCUCGUUCCCAGUCCACUUAUUUCAUCUGACUCGGCUUCGGUCCCGUCCUCUUAUCUAAGCCCUAAGGGUUUGAGUGCAGAUGACAUCAACUGGCGCACAACUAGGGAACUUGCUUAUCUCUAUUUAGUAUCAUAACUACUUCUUUGCCCAUCCUUCAACAGCCAACACCACUCUAGCCCAAGUUUGCAUGUCCCCAACCCCAAACAAUGUUCAUAUUUGCAAAAUCCAGAAGUUCCAGCCCCCUUUACUGUCGACGUUCCGGGGCUCGGUUUUUCGCAUACAGAUUUGGCAAACCACGUGUGUGUUGCUGAGACCGUCGCUUGCAAAUUAAUCAUGCCCGAAGGUUUAGGAUCGAUACCUCGGAUUCAAACACCAGGGAUCGAUGCCUGUGCCCCUUGAAUGCCGCCCACCGAUCAGUUUGUCCGAUGAUGCCUGCACCGACGGAUCUCGAUCUGCGCUUCCUCUCCUCCUGGCUGGAGCACGUUUACAUUCCUCUUUUUAGGGCGUAUAGGGCAAAACUUAGGGAACAACAAUCUCAGGCUCUAAAUGUACUUGGUAAGUCUCAAAGUUUUCUGCUCAUUACAUGCUUUUUAUGUGUUUUAUAGUGGUUUUUAAAGCUACUUACUAGAUGAAAGUAGGGUUUCUUUAAACAUUAAGACCACUUGGUCAACAUGAGGCAAGUAGGUUCGGCCUCAUGCGGGAAGGCUUUGUUGGCACAAAUAGCCGAGUUUUACGGAGAGCAGUUGUUAGUAGUUGUGAACUUCAAAGCUUAUUUUCUUAGGUCGUACAUGACUUCUGUUAAAUGGGGCUCAUGGAGAGAGAAGAAAACUCGUAUAUAUGGCAAAAUUAAGCACAAUGGAGAGCCAGGUGUAGAUACUGUCGUAAUGGAGCUUGUAUAAUGUACACAAAAUUCUGCGCUCCUUUUUCCAACUUAAAACACAUUUUGAGGGGUUCAGUCGAGCAAGCACAUGACGCGACUAUUUCAGGCUUUAUUUUUGGAAGCAGAGCAAAUGUUUUUGCAUUGUGUACGAUGAUCCACUUUCAUAAGGCAAAAUUUCGGUAGCACGGUAUCAUGGUAGUCCAACCUUCAGAUGGUGGCAGGUGAAUGGGCGUCAACAGGGUACCCGGAGGAAUAAGAGUUGGGAUUUGGUUCUUCGGAAUGUGUCAUGCUGUCUCUCCACCCACGCAUGAAAACCGAAGUCGCUGUAUAACUGGUUGCGUACGUCAUAUGCCCACCCUGUAAUAGCCAGAGGUCAAAACGGGAUCAAGUCUAUUGCAAACCUCCGGGCAUCCAGACAAUGCGUUACGAUGAAACGCCCGGUAAUUGCAUCCGGUAAGCCUUCAGUAAUUUUUUAACUAGAGUUUUAUGUUUAUUUGUCACUUUUCAGGUAAUCUUCAUACGGUAGCCGGACAAGGAGAUGCACCUAGCAACGGAUCCUCUCAACAUUUCCCCCACAUCUAUCCCUUCCCUGACCUCGGGUUUCAGACGCCGCUGCCUACCACCUCAUCCACCGCCAUCUCAUACAACUUGGCCGGAUAUGAGGAGUCCUCAAGACCAUGGUCUGGCGAGGAUUCUUUCGAGCAUUCCUUGCCAAUUCCCACACCACGACACACAGAUUCUGCUGUUAGGAUGGCAGCUGGACAAACGUUCGACGUCCAACCAUUAAAGCAGCUCGCGCCUCAAAAUUACGACUGCCGGACAUUUACCAUUCAGCCCCGUCCAGAUGAACCCUCAACAGACAUGGAUAUUGCACUACUUCCUAGUCUUACUAGCCAGGACCUAAUCUCCUCCGACUCUACAGAAGUAUGCCUCGAGUCUCCAGUAUUCACACCCACCAUGAGUAUCGCAUUUUUAUCAUCAGAGGUGAAUAGUACCGAGGAUUUUGCCACAUUUAGGUAAGUAUCUCAUUUGUUUCAUCAUUAAACCCUCAUGAGAUGUCGAGAUCUUGCCUGAGCCACCGAACAAGGAAAGGAAUUCCGAGGCAGACGGUUAAGGCAUGCCACCACAAGGCGGUGAUUUGUGUCUCACGACCCACUGCGCAUGCAGUUUAAACUAGCAAAAGUGGAAUUGCUGUUUCAGUAUAUUUGGUGAAAACAAUUCUUGUCGAUCUGCAGUUUAGCAGUGUAAGCUAAUGUUUAGCGUCAAAAUGUGUGAGUCAAGAGCGACCGGGAUCCAGUAAAUCUAAUUGCGUCCGAGUUAUUCACUAAGAAUAUGAAGUUAUACUUGUUAUGUUCCCUUGACCAGUUUCACACUUUCGGUUUUAGGGACGUGACCCCAACCCCCAGUGUCAGGAAAACACGAACCAGAUAUGUCGUCGAGGAGGCAACUGAAAUCUAUGAGGCGGGGGAAUUUGAGAUGUGCACAGGCUAUGCCAUCUCGCAAGCCCACCCACGGAUUCACAGACAGAGAAACCGCGGUAAGCGACCUCUUUAAGGCUCACAACUCCGCCCAUUGCGGAGGCAGCGAUUUGUUGUCAAAUGUUUGAAGCUUUAUGCUUAUCAUUUUCGCCAUCUGACUAGGGAAUUCUUGACUUUUAAAAGGGCUGCAUUGUGCAUACCGUGUAAGCAUAUUUAAGGCUAGUACGUAGACCUACUUACUCAAGAUGAUCCUUUGAACGGUCCUUGCAGCUGCGUGGAGACCGGUCGUCUCUGGUCCAAUGGCACAGGACACACGGGCUGAAACUGUUCCGGUUUGCCGGAACAACAUAUCGGCUAAACAGUUGCCCAAUUCUCGCCGGGUAGGUUAUUUACUUACGCAUUGACUGAGCCUUAAAUUUCGUCCACUAAAUCAAAAUCCUUUCUUUUAGCCACGACCUAUGGUACCCCGAUUUCUGCGGCGUAUCUGGCGCCGACUUUGCUGCUGCACUACACCAGCUGCCGAGUGAGCUGGCGAUGGACAUCGAGGUCAGGACGGAGCUAAGAUGCGUUGCUAGGUGCAUCUCCUUGCACGCCAGAGUACACCCGCCCCCCACCCACCCUUAAGCUUCCCGAGUGUUCCCCCUCUCACCAGCGUAUGUAGUAGAGUAACGUACACAAUUAAAGUCAUUUUAGCCAAAACAGCAUGUUCUUUUGUUUUCCACUGUCGACCUUCCCUGGACGGAGGUAAAUGUGGAGGCAAUGGAAUUCGGUGAGAAAAGCAGUUUUAAGUCCUGUGGACGGCUGCGACAUAGUAGGUUACCAAAGACACUAAGAUCCUAGGAAACAAAAUCAAGACUACGCCAGGCAUGGUUACCUUAAAGGGAGGCAUUUGGUAGACGUUGUGCGACUGGAUAUAACCGAUGAAAUGGAGCCGUUAACUUCGGGGAAACUCAGAAAAUUCGUGCUCUAUGACCGUUGUGGCGCCUUCAAUAUUAGUCGCGCCCUUGUAAUCAACCAAAAUCCGAUUGAUGAGUCUAAGAGAAUUCAAGUGGAAUCCUACACGAUGAAUGCAUGCAGCAGAACAAAUCAAUCUACAACGUUGAUUAACCUAAACACAGGUCUUAUUCCUAGGUGGCAUUGAAAAAUGGUGGGAUUAUAAAGUUGGUGGAACGUUGACAACUUGAAAAUGGUGACAUCGAAGACGGUAGCCCUACAACCAACUGUUAUGACCCGGGAGAAGGUAGAGAAUCGGUUUGGAGGACAAGAACUUUAUUGGAAACUUGCGGACUUGAAGGAGGUUACAACUCCUCCCGUGCGUUCUGGAACAUUCCGUCCAAUGACGUGCCAGCCGUUGAGGGCGUUCUAAAAUGUUCCUGCCCCGAGCGUGCCGGUCGCUGAUUGGCCACCGCGUGCACGAUAGCUCCGCCGCGGAAACGUCUGGAAUGUUCGGCCAUCCAUUGAUUGGGCCGCACACGUGAGCAAAGCCACCACGCGUGCUCGACGCUGCAGUGCGCGCCGGUCGGUCGUCUAACUUCACGCGUGACUCACGUCGCCGACUUGGUCCCCUGUUUGGCGCCUUAGGCCGUGGCUCUACGCCGCUUUCACUCUCCAUAACACAACUGCACUCUGGUUCAGAUCUCGGGCACUUCUGGUCUGGGGUUUGUUUCUCCUUUCCGGCCAAGUCUUCGACAUGGCGAACAGCGCAGACAAGACAGACUGACAUGGUCAUUUAUCGUUCCGUUUCCCCAUCUCCCUUGUCACUGUUGGUGCGACGCCUCAAAUGCUUAUGGUUAUGCGAUGGUGUACGAGGGUUCUAGAUCGGAGUUCUAAGGCAGAACCCGUAUCUCACCCCCAAAUCAGACGACCAUUCGGCUUUCCCUGUUUUCGCCAGAAAAAACUUCUGACUGCUUCUCACUUUGAGAUCGAUUUCAACGGCUCAAGGUCACAAUUUCAAGUGAACGAAUGACGUGCGUAGUCUAUCCUGCAUUCCAGUCAGUUAGGCGAACGCCGCUCUACCUGCCUCUUAUUUCUGACCACUGUUUUGUUGGCUCCGUCAGGAUCACACUGCACAGAAAAUUUAUGUAUAUGCGCUACUGGCACUUUGAUAGUAGGCAUUUGUAGGCUCUUUCGAACGGUCGGAAGACACUUCUUUACAAGUCAAGUGCUUCUGGUGGCGUCAGACUAAGCCGCAGACAAAUUCACGACCGCGACCUGAUCUAGUUAGUAAGUCAAGUGGCCAGUUACAACAGUCAAGGAUACCUAAAGUUCGCUCGCAACGCAUUUGGCCGACCUCCGAAACGAACAAAACUAUUGUUUCCAUUGCUAACAGCGCAAAGGGUUGCCCGCGUAACAAUUGUCGAUGCGUUUUUCGAAAGAGAACAAACCCGAGACUGGUCAUGAAUCCCUGAUUUAGCUUUACAAAUGUAAUCAUGUCAGUCGACUAGUUGUCUAACCCAAAGUCAUCCUGAGACCGAGAGAUAGUAAAGGCAAAAGUUCGACCUGUCUGAAUCGCAGAAAAGACUUUAGGAAUGAGGAUAGAGAUAAUUUUGGUGUGUCAGUAUCGAUGCUCUUUGCAAACGCCAAAUUCUUUCUGUCGACAUAGAAUAUUUGUUUCCAUCAAAUGAUAAAAGUUUGCGAUGGAAUAUUCGAGAGAGAUAUGCGCAAGACAGACUCGUACAAAGACACAGUUGUCGAAAUGCUGUUUCCGGACAGUGGUUUUUAAUUCUAGGAAAGUCGCGGUGGUGUUGGAUUACGCAAAAGGGAAUCAUAAUUAAAUUUGAGGCGCAGUUACAAAGCAAACAGUUGGUUCUCUAAGUCUACAGGAUAGACCAUCUUUCGCGGUACGGCUGGUUUACAACAAGACACUUCCCGCAUUGAAGAAGUUCUGGGGGAGGGGGGAAGUUUACAGGCAUGUUUAACACCACAAUCAUCCCUUCGAAUCCUCAAACAGAACUGAUAACCGGAUGCACAUGCAGUAGACAUCAGAGCACACGAACUCAUGACAGAAAUCACAUAUAAGUUAUCAAUUUCGGGAGAAAAUACUUACGCAGGUUUUCAGUAUUUAACUGCUUGCUCAGUCGUCUGGAAAUACAUUCUGUGACGAAUCCCUGUUGUCAACAGCCAGCACUACGACACCUGCCGUCGUUGUUCAACACUCAAUCGCAUCAAGAUCACUCACAUUCGCGGUCAGCUGCUCCAGCCGCCAUGAUCGUACAGUCUGGCCGACUGUAAUAUACGCAAGCUGGUGCACUCAGACGGUCACAGCCGCUCAAGUUCAACUUGGACGGGCCAACCACCGCCGCCGCCAAAACAACACACAUUACUUAGGCAAGAAGAUGAUUGGAGUGGGUUUUCGAUACUACAUAACACACAGCCUAGUCCUAAAGUGUGCGUGUUUCCGGCCACUUGUGAAAAUCACACUCACCUAAAUGGCUGUUUAAGCAGUAUAGUUUUACAUACAUUCUACACAAGCAUGCAUACUAACGCUUCUUUGGCAGCGAAUUGCGUCUUUUUUCAAAUUAUCAAUUUGGGAAAAGGUACGGUCAGAAUUUUAAAUAUUUUUCAAAGUGGCCCAGCUCACCUGACCGACCAUAGUGUUGAAGCGACCAAGAAUGCAACGGAUGACGGAACACAGUGACCGCGGCUACGGGGAUUUCAAUCAAUCUUGAAUCGCCACAAUCCUCUGCAUCAGGUGAACUAUCUCAGCGUCUUCAAAUUCGACGUAGAAGGUGAAGAGGAGAGUAGAAAAGGCGCGAAACUGGCCGUGGCGCCAUAAAAGUGUCUGACCGAUUGACUAUGAAACGGUCCAUCUGCUUAAAUAGUUUCAACUGCCGAGAUUUAGCAAAGACAGUGGCGGAGUGCUAACUUGGCUGCCCGCGUCAUACAGGUCGUGAAGUUCAAAUCCAAACUCGCUAAAGGUAAACUUAUGUCAAUUUUCCACCCACCACCUUUGCGAGGCAAUGCCUGCUUAAGCAGUGUGUGCACGUCCCAGUGAUUUUAAGUUCUCGAACAAAAUCAAUCGACUUUCUUAAAAAGGAUGCACACGACUCCGUAUUACGUACGGCGACGUCGGUCGCCGGAACAGUCGCCAUUACCCCACCCGUGGUAUUCGUCAUAUCAUGAUAAGUUGGCGGGGAGUUAUACUCUAAUUGAGGGCUCAACACAUAUGUACGUGGUGAGUGGCAGUGUCGUUUUCUGACAUCAUCCUCAAACCAUUGAAGAUGCCCCAGAUUUACCUCCUGUUCUGGUAAAACUAUUUCGCGAAACACAUAUGCUACUGUCAACAUUAUAGUAGCAUAUUUAUUUUGGCUUGAACAGUGUGUGUGUCGUAUCUAACAGGGUCGUCGAUGGCAAACCUCAUCGCCCUCAGAUAUGCCGAACUAUAUCCCGCGGGAGUGGAGUUUUCCGACCCUGUCCAAUAGCCAGAUAGAACGUAGGGAAUUACGUAUGGCCUCGCAGGUUUGGUCAUAAAUCUUCGAGGACGGUCGCAGAGUGACGAGCAGUCAGUAAUCAAAAAGGGGAAAGACCAGCCCUAGAUUUCAUGUAGUAGUCAGCAAACAAUAUACUCUCCCGAGUCCAGCAAGACUCGAUAGUUGGUUACUGAACGCAACAUUCCAUCUGUUGUCCUAGGAGCUUGUGAUUUGACAGGGUUUGGAUUUUGCGGCACCACAAUGGUAUGCAAUGUUUUAAAACAUAAAAUAAUUUGGUGCAAAUGGGCACGCCGCCAAACACGACAGUUCGCACGUCGCGGGCAUCAAGGCUCAUCACUGUUUCACGGGAGUUUGUCUGCAGCUGGACGAACUUGCGCUGCAUCCACUUCGUUUUACUCCUCUGUCGGGAAUGUCCACACUCCCAAAAAUAUUCAGUCAAUCCCAUCGAAAGGUAUGCGUGCGCGCGCACCGGUUUCGUGCUGUUGCCAGGCGGAAUCACAACUCGACGGCGUUUCGCCAUUGGCUGCGGCCACAAUGCUUCCCUAUAACCCAAUUGGUCCAUGUAUGCGAGAAGUUGUUCGACUCUCCCAGUCCUCUUCACCCGGGGCGGAAUGGACAGAAUGCUAGUCAACCUGAACGGCAUGCUAUAAAUGCACACAGUUUUCGCGUAAAAGAUGACUUGCAUGUUUCUACACAUUUUGCCAUAGCCGAUCGUUUACUGUUAUGCCAGUCAUUACGACGGCAACGGACGACAGUCAAGAACAUUUACGGCUCAUGUUAUCAUUGGGCGCAGAAUCGGAUCAUAACGUCCUCUCAUGUCCAUAGGACCCCGGAAAAAAUCAAAACGACCGGGGAUGGACGGGAACGAUGGCUGAGAGACCUAGACAACGCAGAUAGGUUGCUCUGUCGUCCUCACACAUCAGGCUUCAGAGGGGGAGAGAUCUUGUGUCUCACAUAAGUUGGCGUCUUAAGAACCAUAUUAAUACGAAACCAUUGCACGACGACCACCACGCCGGAGGUAAAUCCAUCGGUAGGCAACCUUCUGAAACAUGUCUGUUGGCACGUUGAGAUGCCUUAAAUGUGCGCUUGUUUGACUAUAUCAAGUAAGCUAGGGACCAGAUGCACCUUGGGCCUGGGUCGGUUGUCCAGUCCCUAUUCCGCGAAGUAGGACAGCGACUUCUGAGAGGAAUGCACAAUAACUCAUUCGACUAGUCCAGUGAAUGAUCAGACAAGUCUGGAUCCCCCUCGUCAAUGAUACUUUCUGUCUAUUGAUAAUGCGUCGCUAAUCGAGCUCUUAAUUAAUGCGAACGACUUUCAUUUCGUUCUGCAGUCAAGAGAUGUUGGUAAAUCAAUUUUCAACGUGACAUGCCAACCCCUCCCCCAAGCUCCACACCGGACUCAACUCACUGAACCCACACUAAACAAUCAAUUCCAUUCUGGUGAUUUUCCUGAGUCGCAUCUUCAAUAUUUCAACACUGCGUUCUAUUCCAAUAUUUGCGUCUGGAUGACAGUGAGCCUACUUAACUGACGCAUUCGUCGAACUCUGCCCUCACUCGGAUGCAUUGUGCUCAAAAUGUCCCUUCCUCGCAUACCAACAUGCCAACCCACCACCACAUGUUGACGAAACCACGUCAACGCACGUAUGGUUGAUGCAACAACUGCACCUCCGAACAGAUCGCAGCAUCACCCUCAUACACGAUCCGAGCCACACCUGUAAUCAUCCACGCACGCCCUCAAACCCGCAAGUGCACUGGAUCAAUCCACUGACAUCGUUACUUGCCUCACGAUCGACACCGCCGCUUCGUUGUGUCUAGCGGGGAGCUGUUUUCGACAGCCAUCAUGGCCAUGUCUAGCGUCCAUGUUCAUGCUCCGCAGGCUCAAGGUCAUUCGCCUUCGCUGAGGGCGGCUCCACAUGCGUUGACCCGCAGCGCCUCGAUCGACUUCAACUCGGACGCACAGGCGUCUACAGAGUCGCAGUUGCCAGUGCCCCUCUUGAGCACACUACCCCACUCCGAAUACCACAUAAACCACUCGAUGACCGCCCCCAGCCCGGAAAGUGUAAUACACACCUGUAGGACACCGCCUGAACUUGCUUCACAAGCCAACAAAUGCGGCUGCUGCUGCUGAAAUAUCACGCACAAACGGACGCGGUCAACGCUUGUUCUGGCUUUGCCAGUGGUCACUGCUUUCUGAGAGGACAGCUUAGCUUCCUAGAUACAAUAAACCUCCCAUUCUGGUGACUUCUGUUUUUUUUUCUCUCUCAGCGCCGGACUUGGCCUGAUGACUGCAGCGCUCUGGGUACAGUCUCACCACUUAGACGCCACACGGCACAAUUUUCCCGUCCAUGCAUAGCCCUUAUUUCUUGUUGCCCGAUUGGGAGGAACGAUUUUCAAUUCCGUAAAACUAGGCCGCCGUUUUCGACAUACAGCGGAAACCAAUUAGAACUGACCAAAUGUGAACGCGUUUGCUGCAAAUAUGAAGGGGUUUCAUGUGUAACACUAUUCAAGCAUUUGUUGCACUGUCUGACAUGCAGUGAGCCUGUCCGAUCACAGGACUAUUGUGAAACUAUCCCCCUAUCGCAAACGAACUCGACGCCUUGAAAAUCCUUACAGCAACCAGCUUAGAGAGUUAGCCAUGUCAGGUGGACUUUCACGUCACAGCACUUAAAAAGAAAUGCAAAGUUCGUGUUCCAACUUUAUUCAGCAAGCUUACAAGACUCCUCUAUAGCGUCCUCGGCGGUUCUGAUGCCUAAAAACAAUGAGAGAAAAAACGGUUAGUUAAUUUUCAGGCAUACAAUAUUGCACUGUACAUGUCAACUUAGAUUUUCAUAUGAGAUUAAAUCAGAUCUGAACUUACGCGUGUAGGGUCAAACUAGACACACAGAUCUUAGGCCUGUUGUGCUCUUAGCGAGCUGCGUAUGUACUAUCUGUGUUAUGUGUCCUAUGACACAGCGCUGAUGCGGCGCGGGGCUCGGCUUAGUAAGACGUGAUCUUAGGUCCUCAUUAUCGGUGUCUAGGUCAACAUGGCGAUUGAUACUGUCCGUAUUAGAGUACCAUGUCUUCAGGAAUUCUCUCGUCCGUUUUGUGUCGGCCGUAGCGAUGACCUCAGUGUCAUUCCAAUUGAAUCGGUUGUCGCAAUGGAGUGCGUGGGCAAAGACGAGGGACACUGGGUCACGGCGACGGGCAGCUAGUUUGUGUUCAUUAAUUCGAGUUCCCAGGCGUCGUCCUGUAUGACCAACGUAUACGCAAGGGCAAUUGGCACAUGGUAUGCGAUAGAUAACACUAGUCUGCUCCUUUUUGGGAAUAGAAUCCUUUUCUGGUGAUAAGGCUGUGCGCAGCGAGGAUGCGGGCUUAGCUGACUUAGCUAAGGGUCGAUUAUUUCUGAGGUCCCCUGCAUAAAGGGAAAGGAGAAGAAUUUCUGUGUCAUUAUGUCUCCAUUUGAGGAGGGACCUCGAGGUUGUGCCUGACGCCUGAGGCAGUUCUCCACAUAACUGAUCGAAUAUCCGAUAGAUCGAAUUAGCCGAUACAGAUAAGCUAGUUUUCUCUUUAGGGGAUCGUCACUGCUGCAAAAACGGUAGGCCCGAUGGAAGAGUUCGGAUGCAGCUUCUUUUGUGAGCCGCAGGAUGAUUGUUCCUAUAAUUGAGGACGAUCUCGGAAUCAGACCCUUUUUUAUUAACGCUGGUCGCGAGACUACCAUCGUCUAGCCUUUGUACUUUCACGUCCAGAAAUGGCAGACUGUCUCCUGCUGCCUCUUCGCGGGUAAAUUGUAUGGCUGGGAAGACAUCAUACAGCUUCUGGUGUGGCCUUUCGACUUCGCGGUUCUUUAUUACGACAAAGGUCUCGUCGACACAGCGAAGUCACAUUAUGGCCCUGAGAGUUUAAAAAACCUCAUUUUCUAGUCGCUGUAGCACUAGUUCGGACUGUAGUCCUGAUAUUGGGGAGCUCAUUGGAUUUCCCUUCACCUGUUGGUUGUCGAAUUUGCAAUAGCCCUUAAGGCGGAGUUUGAGCAGUUUUAUAACAUGCUUCUGUGGGAUAUCAACAAGAUUGUCCUAUAACCGUUGGACUACACAGUCAAUUUUCAAAUCGUGUGGUAAAGAAGAAAAUAAGGCAACUACGUCGAAAGACAAGAGGCAUGCAUUAAUGCUUACGCUGAGGCCUUCGAUCCGGCGAAGGAAUUCGUGAAUGCUGAUAAUGCUGUAGUGAGAUCUGUGAGUUAGCUGCUUCAGAUGUUUGUACAACCACUUAGAUAAACUGUAAGUGGGAGAUCCGAUGAGCGGGACUAUAACCUCAGUGGGGCAUCAAUUUCGUGCACCUUUGGGAGACUGUAUGUGGGCGAUAAGGGGAUCAUCGACGGUCAUCAACUUUGAGUCAUCUGGACCUGAUUUUCAGACGAGCGAGCUCAUUAACUUUUUCCUUGAUGGCUGCGGCAUACUUUUCGUUGGGUCUUCGGCGAGAAUAGCAUAGGAAUCCGCGUCGCCUUGUUAACGUAGUCAGUUUUGUCCAUAAUGACGAUAGCGCCACUUUUGUCAUCAGGAACAACAACACUGUGGUCCGACUUCAGUGGUCGCAAUCCUUGCGCUUCUUCGGCCGACAAAGUUCGCUGGUGUCCAUUUUUGCCGGAGGAUACCAUUGGCACAGUUGUGUGUAUAUAUCAGCGAAGAGGGACGACAGAGAAUGCAGGCAGAUUUAUACAGUAAUGUUUCGGGCUUAUUUUGCCCUGACCAGCGGCUGGGACCAGAAACACAAACGUGCGCACAGACGCGCCUGGGGCAGUUGGUCUACCAGAUGGGUCAUAAGCACUUCAUCAAACCAAAGCUCAUCAGCGUCUCGCCUUCUGUCAUUCGCUUUCGCUGCUCUAACUUAAAACACGUGUGGAGAGAUCCAGCCGAGAAAGCGCGUGAAUGGACUACUUCAGACUUUCUGUUUGUUAGCUGAGCGAAUGCUCUAGCAUUGCGUACGAUGGUCCACCGAUGGAGCCCACAACGGAAUCAGGUCUACUGCAAGCCUUUAGGCAUCCAAACCAUGAGCAACAAUAAAGCGUCCGGUGAUUGCAUCCUGUGAGCCUUCAGCAAUUUUGUAACUUGCGCGUUGUGUUUAUUUGCCUCCUCCCAGGUAAUCUUCCCACGGUAGCCGGACAGGGAGAUGCACCUAGCAACGGAUCCUCUCAACAUUUCCCCAACAUCUCUCCCUUCCCUGAUCUCCGGUUUCAAACGUCGCUGCCUACCACGUCCACCACCACCAUCUCAUACAACUCGGCCAGAUAUGGGGCGCCAGAUUACGACGAAAUUCCCUCAGGACCAUCUGGUGAGGAAUCCUUCGAACAUUCCUUGCCAGUUCCCACACCACGACACACAGAGUCUGUUGUCAGGAUGACAGCUGCGCAAACGUUUGACGUCCUACCGCCAAAGCAACCCGUGCCUCAAAAUUACGACUGCCGGACAUUUACCAUUCAGCCCCGUCCAGAUGAACCCUCAACGGUCAUGGAUAUUGCGCUACUUCCAAGUCUUAGUAGCGAGGACCUUGUCUCCUCCGAUUCUACAGAAGUAUACCUCAAGUCUCCAGUCUUCACAUCCUCCAUGAGUAUUGCAUUUUCACCAUCAAAAGCGGACAGUAACGAGGAUUUUGCCACGUUUAGGUAAGUAUUUCAUUUGUUUCAUCAUCAAACGCUCGUAAACUGUCGAGAUCUUGGCUGAGCCAACACACAAGGAAAGGAAUUCUGCGGUUAAGGCACGGCGGCACAUGGCAGUGGUUUGUGCCUUCACAAUUCACUGCGCCUGCAGUUUCAAGUCCGACGUGCAGUCAGGUUCGGCAAAAGGAGGAUUCAUAUUUAAGUAUACUUAGUGAAAACAAUUCUUGUCGAUCUGCAGUUCAGCAGUGCAAUUAAAUGCUCAGCGCCCAAAAGAAUUAUUGUGGAUCCCAGGCCAAGACAGACAGAUUGAAGUCCAAAGGACGUCGAUAAGUCCGAGUAAUUGACUGAGGAUAUGAAAGGAUACUUGUAAUGUUCCCUUAACCAGCUUUACACUAGGCUUUAGCGACGUGACCCCAAUCCCAACAUCAGGAAGACCCUAGCCAAAUAUGCAGUCGAGGAUGCAAUUGAAAUCUAUGAGGCUGGGGAAAUGGAGAUGUGCACAUGCUAUGCCAUCUCAAAAGCCAAUCCACGCAUUCACAGACAGGGGCACCACGGCAAGCAGCGUCUCCAAAGCCCACAACUCUGCCCCUGGCGGGGGCAGCCGAUUUUUCGGCAAAUGCCUGCGUCUUUAUGCUUGUCAUUUCACCAUCUAAUUCGGGAGGCUUGACGUUUAAGUAUUGCUUUGCCUGUAGUAGGUGCAUACCGUAAGAACACAUCUAAAGUUAGCACGUAGACCUGCUCACUCAAAAUGAUGCUCUGAACAGUGUUUGCAGCUGUACGGAGGCCAGUCGCCUCUGGCCCAAAGGUAAAGGACACGCGCGUCGAAACUGUUCCAGUGUGUCGGAACAAAAUAUCCAAUGACGAGUUCCCCAGUCCUCUCCGGGUAGUCCAAUUCCUUUUGCAUUGACCGAGUAUCCAUUUUUGUUUACCAAGUCACAAUUGUCUCUUCUAGCGACCAUCCAUUGUACCCCGAUUUAUGCGGCGUACAUGGCACCGGCUUUGCUGAUGUGUUAUACCAACUGCCGAGUGAACUGGUGAUGGACAUUCAAGGUUAGGAAGGAGCUAAGAUCCGUUGCUAGGUGCAUCUCCUUGCGCACCAGAAAUCACCUGCCCUCUCUACGCUUUCCGAAAGCCUCCCCUCUUUAUGAUAUGUGUAAAUGAGCAGCGUAUAAAGGUAAGGUCAUCUUGAACAAACCGGAUGUUUUUUGCUUCCUAUAAUCGACUCUGGACGGAGGUAAAUCCGAGAGAUCGGGAUUCGCUCCUUCCUAGUCGCUCUUCACCUCCGCCCGCAACGUCCUCAUUGGUCGUACCGAGGGUAGGCUGAUUGGCUGGCUCAUGUUCAGUAAAAAAAAAAACAAGUCGUGCCGACGGCUGCAGCAUAGUAGUUCGAUGGCAUGAUAUCAGAGUCACUAAAGUCUAAGAGAACAAAAUUGAGACUACUCAAGACGUGCUUGCAUAGAAGGGACGUUCUUGGCAGACACUGUGCAACUGGAUUUGUCGAUGAAGCGAAUCUGCAAAGUUCGCUGGAGCUCCGAAAACUGGAGCGAUUGGACUGUUCUGGCGCCUUCGAUGCUAGUUGUGCCCUUGUGCUCGACCGAAAUCCGACUGAUCAGUGUGAGAGAAUCCAAGCGGAAUCGUACGCGAUGAAUGCAUGCUGUAGAGAAAAUUAUUCUGCAACAUUGAUUGCAUUCAACAGAGGACUAAUCCCUAGGUAACACGGACAAGGGUUGGGACUGAAAGGUUGGUGGAAAUUUUACAAUUUGAAGAUAUUGACAACGAAGAGAGUAGUUACAGGCUAUCUGGAUUAGUUGAUUCGGAGGCACUAAAAAAUUGCUAGACGUCCCAAGUGAUGAUAAUUCGAUCAAGCUUUCGGGGCAUUCAGCACUAUAAUAAACUCCGCCCUUGUUCAAAUCCGAGGUACUCCUGGUCUGGCUUUCCUCCUGCCUUCCGGCCCAAACUUCGGCAUGGCGAACAGCUCAGACAAGACUUAUGAAAUGGUCACUGGUAGGACAGGAUAAGAGCAAGUUCGUUUAAAAGGGUUAAGAAAAUGCAAGCGAAAAUGAGACUGGAGACGUAGUGGCAAGAAGAAUGCGUUUUGUUUCUCCUCGAUGUUUGUAGCCGCGUACGUUGAAUUGUCUCAGGACGCGAAGCAAGAACAGGUGGAUAUCGUUUCCCGAGGCCUUAUCCCUAAUCUUAGGGUGUUUCCCCUGGUCCUUCUUACCCGCAGAAAUGAUGUGCGCUCAUUUGCGCUUCUCCUCGUCUUCCAUAUUUUUCGACUCCAUUGUUCUCCUUCCAGAUCUUCUCUAGUUAUCAGAGAUAUGUUCAUCUGUUGAUCCAUUGUUUGCCCGGGUGAUGCCAAGAAGAUCGAAAAUCAUACCUCUUUGGAGAGAAGAAACCAUCCACUUCUCCACCCCGCCCAACCAUGACAACGGACGCCGUACCAGAACCGAUUCCCCGAUAGAACCGCAAGACGCUCUGUCCACUGCAAUAUAUCUUUUAUUAUUCCCACCUCCCUGGUCAUUUUUGGUGGAACGCCUCAAAUGCUUAUCGUAAUGCAAUAUUGUUAGGGUGUUCUGUAUCCGUGCUCAAAGGCAGGACGGAAAACCCCAAUUUCAUCCUCAACUCGAACCACCAUUCAGUCUCCUUUGUUAAUACCAAUAGAAGUUUUAACUGCUCCUCUCUUCGAUAUGGAUUUCAACGACUCAAAUCCAAAACUCUAGGUGAACGGGGGACGUGCAAGUCUGUCCUUAGAUCUUGUCAGUUAGGUGAACCCCAUUCCGCCUGCCUCCUAUUUGUGACUGGCGUUUUGAUGGCCUCGUCAAGACCGUGCUGUGCAGCAACUUAAGUCUAUGUAUAUGCACUAUUACUGUUGCGACUGCAGGUCUUUGUACGUUUUCGCGACGAUUUGAGGCUGCAGCUCAAAGGAAUGUUGGAGUUAUGAUGUAUGGUCCUGGAAUGAAGUUGCGCCGGUGAACGGCUGGAAAACACCUCUGGGCAAGUCAAAUGUUCCCGAUGGCGUUCAAUUAAUUCGCGGACAGAUUCAUUUUCGCUACCCGUAGUACUAAGUAUGCCUCGUGGUCAGCUGCACCAGUCAAGGCGCCUUGGUGUUACUUCGACAUCAAAUCUUAAUCCUCCCUGAAUACUGAAGUCCUUUCGAUUAUAACUCAUGAUCUUCUUUAUUACCUUCGACAUUUGCAUUCCCGUUACACACUUAAACCCCCAACCUCGAGAUUUAUAGAUGUCAGCACCCUCCUGUCAUUAUUUAUUGUUCUGCUGUUAUUUUUUCCUCCAUAUUUGGACAAAGUUUGUUAAUUUCAAAACAAGUCAUCUGAAUGCUCUCUUCUGCUGCCGGUGUUUUUUACGUCUUUGUCAUUCGUAUUAUAAUACAACGACAUUUCACAAGAUCAAGCAAACUGCUGGUAGAAUCCCGAAUUAGGCUUUUUAUUCCUUCCAUUCUGAACCAACUGCCGCGAUGUCCUCCGACCCCACGUGCCGUGCCUUCCGCCAUAUGUCUUGUAGUAAAUUGGCAUAUCAACAGUCUGUAUGUGUGAAAUAAACGAAAAAUAGAAACUGCGACCUGAACUGUCCCAGUAAUAGAUGCUCCUUUAAUGUGUAAGAUUUCGAACCCUUAAGUAAUUUGUUAACUUAUCUUCUGUCCACAGUGACUGGUGGCACAGUUUUAUGCGAAUCUUGAAUCAUACUUUCAAAAAAGACGUAUUAAAUAAAUAAAUAAAUUUUUUAUUUAAUGCCAGCUUACAGGCAUUGUCAAGGGAAGCGAUUAAACAUAAAUCCGACCGGCAGUGAAAAAAACUCCUGAGCUAAAGGGAUAGAAAUAUAGUUGAUGGUGGUUUUAUGGUUUGGAGGGCUCGGGAGAAAAAACUGCCGGCGGUGGUAGAAUAUCGACCGUCAAGAAGGGGGGAGGUUGCACGGUAUCGGAGAUUAUCGGACGUCAAAUUCCUUUCAUGAAGUUGGGGAUAGCCAAAGUAGAGGCGUUGAGGAACAGUUGAUGAGACCGGCCAUAGUGUUCAGAGACCACAAACGCAAUCGCCACGGUACAGCCGAUCAGAGUUUUCAGCACCCAAAAUUUGUGGGAGCUUUUCUGAAUGCAAAAGUCGAUUUAUAGCUCUCUUAAAUAAAGGAUAAUUUUACAGAGUUUUCACACCCAUUGGCAGUUUAUUCCAAAUAGCAAUUGCAUUUACAGAAAAGAACCGACGAUAUUUAACAGUACGUGCCAGAGGAAGAAGUAAAUAGACCUCACGGCGACUGUUACGUCGUGGGUGGAUAUGAUGUCUUAAAGAGGUGAGUGGGUUAAAUGUGUGACUAUAUAAGAGUUUAAAUAGCAAAAAUAGUCCCUUUUUAAUCUACGGAACCAUAAAGGAUCGAGGCCUGUAAGCCGGCAACGUUCUUGGUAAGACAAAUGUCGGUGUUCCGGGGUUAAAAUUCUCUUGGUAAAAAAGUUUUGAACGGAUUCUAUUUUCUUCCGCUCAGUAGCACGCAUGAGGCUAAAUGAAAACGAACAGUAUUCCAGACCAGGUCUAACGUACAUGUUGAAAAGGCGCAUUCUAAUGGCCCUAGUUUUAAAAUUUCGGAGGAUAAACCCGGUCGUUCUGCGUGCUUUGGAGACUAUCAAGGCACAGUGUUCCAAGAGAUUGAGACUCUUGGAGUAUGAUACGCCCAAAUCCUUUAUAACCCCAGGCACAUUUAUGGAGUGACCUUCAAUACUUAGUUGAGUUUGGCGGUCGUCGCCAACCACCAUGACUGAGCACUUAUGCCAAGAAAGAGAAAUGCGCCAUGUGCGGCACCACUGGGCGAAAGCCUGUAGAUCGCUCUUUAGGAGAUCAAGCACGAUGUCACGAUCUGCCGGCUUAUAUCGAUAUGCAACUUUAAGAUCAUCGGCAUACAUGAAAGGCCUACCAAUCUGAAAUAAAUCGGGUACAUCAUUAACGAAAAGGCAAAAUAGAAGGGGGCCGAGUACACUACCCUGAAUGACUCCACUCCUCACACAUGUGGGGUUGGAGAUGGUAUUGGAAAUCUCAGCUCGUUGUGUGCGAGUGCCCAAAUAAAAGGAUAUAAAAUUCAAAAGUUUGCCACCUAUUCCGAAAGAGGACAAUUUAAAGAGAAGAAGAGUAUGAUCAACACGGUCAAAAGCCUUAGUGAAAUCGAAAUAUACUAUGUAAAGAGCAAAACCAUGGUCCCUAGAUUGGAGAACAUAGUCAAAGAAAGAGAGUUGACAGGUGUCACAAGAUCGAGCUUUGAGGAAUCCAUGCUGAGCAACACUCAGUAUGUUAUUCGCUGUUAAGUGACACAUCAUCUUAUCCUUGAUCAAUGUCUCUAAGAUCUUCGAAACUGCGGGGAGGGUGUUUAUUGGCCGAAAGUCAUCAAAUGAUGUAGAUUUGCCGUGCUUAGGAAUGGGCAAAAUGUGUGAUUCCUUCCACAAGGUAGGAUAAGUAUCACAUUCAAGAGCGAGAUUAAAUAUCUUGCAUAAGAGGGAUGGGAAAAUCGUGUUUGCAUCGGCUUUUAAAAUGCUUACUGGGACACCAUCAGGGCCUGGACUAUAAGAUUGACGAAAACGCCGAAUCGCAACAGUUACAUCGCACAGAGUGAAAGUUAUAGUUUCUAGAACUGCUCCGGUCAACGACUGGAUGGUCGGGAGCGGAGUGGUCGAGUCUUCAAUAAACGUUUUGGACAGGAAAUCAUUGAAGCUAUCCGCGGUUAACUGGGCAUCAACUAUGGUAUUUCCGAGAUCGUCUCGAAGGAUGGGAUACUGAGUCUUCCUCUGAGUUCGUAUUUUUCUAGAGAAAGGUUUCGAGACAUUUAACGAAUGGUUUUCGGUAAACCGGACCUCUUCGACUAGCUGUUUUUCUUCAGACAAUCUCUUAGCUCGAUCAAAAAUAUCACAAAUCAAGUGCAGAACAGAAACAUCGUUCUGCAGAUGGAAACGACGAUAAAGUCUGCGCAAUCUGCGACGAAAGUGUAAGGGUAGGAAAACCUCAUCCUCAACAUUAAUAAUUUUCUUACGGGGGACAAAACGAGAAAUAAGCGCAUCCAAAAUUUCGUACAGAUUUGCAGUGCAAACAUUCACAUCCGAACUAAGGAAGAAUUCAGUCCAGUCGUAGGAAUUAAUGUGUGUUAAUAAUUCGGUUGAGCGAGUUGAUCGGAAAUUGCGGAAAAAGUUAUACUUCUGGGACGACAUUUCGUCAGCCUCGAAUUCCAACGUUGAAACAACUAUGUCAUUGUCUGAGCCCCCAGUGGGCCUAGGGAUGACACUGACGAUGGCAAGCAGCCUCUACAGAAAAUUAGGUCAAGUAUACUUGAGCCUCGGUGGGAAAAUCGACAACCUGAAUCCACAUCCCAACAUCUACAGCCUCAAGAAAGUCAUCGAACUUUCUGGAGCCUGAAGGCGGAGACCAGCGGACUUCGGGGAGAUUAAAGUCACCCGCAACCAAUUGAUACUUAAAGCUUAAGUCGGUCGCAGCAUGAAAUGUCUGUGAGAGUAAACGAUCAAAAUUGUCAUUGGCGUUGGGAGGGCGAUAGACGCAGCCAACGAGUAAGGAGAACUUAUUUUUUGGUGCAGCCUGGAGCCAGCAGCUGCCUUCUACUGCUGAAAAGUGCGGGAGGUCAUGCGGCAAAAAUGUAAGUGUUUGCUUAACGUAGACGCAGCUGCCCCCACCACGGCUAUCUUGGCGAUCAUUUCGAAUGCAAUUGUAGCCUAAAAGAGAGAGUUCGGAGUCAGCUACUGAGGCUGAUGCCCACGUCUCAGUUACUAAAACAAUAUCAGGACAAUGGACGAACACCUGAGUCUGAAGCAAAGGCAUCUUAUUAAGCAAGGAUCUGGCAUUUAAAACAAAAAGUUUGAAGGGAAAGGCUGUUAGUUUUUAAGGGAGGUGGGCUACGUCGUCCAGUUCUGGGCUGCCCACGGGGCAAACGGUCCGGAUGCAACCAUCCGGUUCUGCAAAAAAUUUUGUGGCAUCGAAAAAUUCUGACGUGGAUAAAAAGGCGUAGGACUUGGGGGAGGGAAUGACGGGCAGGUAAACUGGUAACUAUUGUUAGCUAACUUAUUUUCAGCUGGAAAUCCGCGGGGCAGAUACUGCAACGUAUUCCCGCCGGAACGAAACUGAGGAUAGGAUGAAUUAACUGAUUCAGUAUGGACAUUAUCAUGAGGAAUAAAUUGGUAAAACGGCCGUGGUGGAAACAGGUUAGGGGGUGGGGGACGCAUUGUUUCCAUUGGAACAAGAGGUCUAUUAAACGGUGGGAAAAUCGGCAUAUUCGGCCUAACUGCCUCGAUAUAAGGGCUGGGGGGCAGUUGGGAACACGGUACGUUUUGAAACGGGGUAUUUGAGGCACUGUUCGCCGAUUGUGGAGGAAAAGAUCUUACAAUGGUGCUGGAUUUAUCGGGUGUCCGAGUGGCUGAGACAGCAAUUGAAUUUGCCUUUGACUUAGACACAUGCUUAGGCUUACUAGGGGUUGCUGGGGGAGUCGAUAGAGGCGUGUUUAUACCAGGCGUGGUGGUGUGUUUAAAGAGGUCAGCAUUAAAAGUAGUCGAACUCCCUACGGAAUUGACUAUGCCGUGACUUGCAGAUGCCGCAGGUGGUGUUGUAGAGGACAUAUUCAGACUGACAGUAGGUGUCAUUAUCUUAGUGUUGGUUUUUGCCGAUUUUAGUUUAUUCAGUCUUCUCUGCAGGGGUGUGAGGUCUGGCGAAACGGAGCAGCGCCAUUUACGGCAGAAGUCUCUAGUCAUCUCCCUACUCGACAAGAUAAAAUCGACUUCUAUCAUGGAGAAAAGGGCAACUAGUAUCGGCGCAUUACGACUAAGCGAGCGAAGUCGCUUAGCUUGUGCGACACUAAAACUCAAGCCACAACUUUGUAGGAACAAAUGCGCUCCCUCCAUAGCAGAUAAGUGGCUCGGAAUGUUUCGCAGUACGAAAUUAUGCUUGCGUUUACUUCGUUCCUCAGUUUCCGAACUUAUUACCCCAACAAGUUUAAAAGCUUGUUCAAGCACUUUUUCAGAAGUGCUGUUUAUGUCGCCAUAAAUCAGCUGAUCGAUUAUUCCGCCGGCUGAUGGUCUGCUACGACUAGCAGAGGCGUAUUUUUGGACGACUGAAGGGUCGAGAGGUUCUACAUGUACUAAAGGAAUUUGUGAGUUAAUCAGAUCUGCAGACGGCGAAGAACAUACGCUGGCGUCUGCCAUGUCUUCAGUCACGAUUUUAGCACCCAGAGACGGUGGGGAGGCCGCAAGCUUUCGCCUUUUAGCACGUGCUCUGCGGGGCAUUACAGACAAAAAAGUUUUUCGUUACAGAAGAAGGAUCAAAACGUUUCCAACGUACGGAAAAGCGCACUGAAUAGCAAGUAUUACUGUUAUUUAACUACAAAAACUAGAGAGCGGUAGUAGGGAAAGGAUUCACUACAAUGGAUUUUUUACAAAAUACGACUAUUUUGCCAGACUGUCAAACAAAACUGGGAAAAAAUUUUACCUUAUAUUGAAAGGCGACUUUUAAAAGGGACUCAAGUAAAAAAACAGGCAUGAAUUACUUAAGAAUAUCCAGGUAAAUGCAGAGCUUCACUUAUCUUUGAAAUUGAGCUGCGCGCCUUGAUUUGCCCUUUUCUCCUUCGUACCUAAAAUGUGCUGGCACCACGUUUGUCCAACUUCUGAAAUGAACGAAGAUAGUGUUUGAAUUGUUAACAACGCAAAGACUUAUUCACGUGGCAAUUGUCGGUUUGUAUUUCCACAGAAUAGAAAAGAGACUGAUCAUGGAUUCCUAGUUGUACUUCACAAAUAUGAGCAGCAAAUGUUGACUAGUUAUGAGUAAAUAUGAACUCAAUAACAGGUAGUGAAGAUAGUUCAGCCGGUUGUCACCCUUAAACGGAGGAAUAGCAAAAACGAAACUUAGGCAUAUUCUUCUGUAGACAGAAUCGUUGUUUUCCCAGUUCCAAACACUCCCGAUGGUCUAUUCGAUGGGGCUGGUGGACACGGUUCUGCCUGGUCAACAGAUUAUCACUUCUGUGCUAUGAUUGAUUUCAGAAGGCGUAGGACUACAUGCAAAUUUUUUUUAUUUGAGGUGUCUCCAGUACUCAUGUUAUUAGAAUUCACAAUCAUUUUAGGGACCAGGUUAGGUUUACGUCUAGGGUUUGGGGUUGGGGUUAUGGUAAGGCUAGUCAGUCAGUCAGUCAGUCAGUCUUAGGAAGUCAUUCGACACCCACAUUCUACAACUCGCAUCUACGCCUUACACCUGCUUGGUCACACUAUUUGGCGGUUAAUUUUCCACGACCUUGACGGGUCAGUGGUCAAUAUGUAACGACCGACUGCUUAAAACGGACCUCUUGUUUCCUGCCCUCCCCUUUCAGAAAUCGGGUUAUGUGGGCACGAGCCGACGCCCUUCGCCGCACUCGCUGCUAA